CUUACUUAUCUCGAUAAUCCGUCAUUAGAACCAUCGACCCGCAGGUGAUCGAGCACGUUGUUUCUUUAUAAGAAAAAUGGCAUUACACGUUCCUUUAGCGCCGGGAAUAUCCCAAAUGUUAAAAGAAGGGGCUAAACAUUUUCGAGGUCUGGACGAAGCAGUUUAUCGGAAUAUAGAAGCUUGCACCCAGUUAGCUCAGACUGUUAAAAGUGCUUACGGUCCUAAUGGUUUAAAUAAAAUGGUGAUCAAUCAUUUGGAAAAGUUAUUUGUUACAAAUGAUGCAGCUACCAUUAUCAAAGAAUUGGAGAUUCAACAUCCGGCUGCCAGAUUGCUUGUCUUGGCUUCGCAAAUGCAGGAACAAGAAGUCGGAGAUGGUACUAAUUUUGUGAUAAUUUUUGCCGGUGCUCUUCUCGAGCAGGCCGAAGAAUUGAUUCGCAUGGGAUUAACCCCUGUUGAAAUCCAUGAAGGUUACGAACUUGCCUGCAAGAAGGCUUUAGAAAUUCUUCCAAGUUUAACAUGUUUUGAGAUAAAAGAUUAUCGUAAUGAGAAAGAUGUUUUUAAAGGCAUCAAAACUUCUGUGAUGAGUAAACAAUAUGGAAACGAAAUAUUUUUAUCAAAGCUCAUUUCUCAAGCUUGCAUCUCCAUACUCCCAGAAAAAACAACCUUUAAUGUAGACAAUGUUCGUGUUUGUAAAAUUUUGGGUUCCGGCCUCCAUAAAUCAGAAGUGUGUCAGGGAAUGGUUUUCAAGAGGCAGGUCGAAGGCGACAUCACAAAAGUAGCAGAGGCCAAAGUCGCCGUGUACACCUAUCCCGUCGACGCAAUGCAGACAGAAACAAAAGGGACUGUUCUGAUAAAAUCUGCCGACGAGUUGAUGAAUUUCAGUCGAGGCGAAGAAAGUAUGUUAGAACAGCAAAUCAAAUCCAUUGCCGAUUCCGGAGCAAAUGUUGUCGUUUCUGGAGGAAAAAUAGGAGACAUGGCACUACACUUUUUGAAUAAAUAUGGUAUGAUGGGUGUGCGCUUGCCUUCCAAGUUUGAUGUCAGAAGGCUGUGUAAAACUGUUGGAGCAACUGCUUUGCCACGAUUAAUUGCACCCACACCAGAAGAACUAGGUUAUUGUGAUAAAGUUUACUUAGACGAAAUCGGAGAAACUCCUGUUGUAAUUUUUAAACAAGAAAGUAAAGAAUCUCGAAUAUCUACGAUUGUGAUAAGAGGAUCUACAGACAAUUUAAUGGACGAUAUCGAAAGGGCAAUCGACGAUGGAGUAAAUACUUUCAAAGCAAUCACAAAAGAUGGUAGAUUAAUUCCUGGCGGAGGAGCAAGUGAGAUUGAACUUGCAAAGCAGAUUACUUCUUAUGGAGAGCAAUUACCUGGCCUUGAACAAUAUGCAGUAAAGAAAUUUGCCGAAGCCUUAGAAUCAUUACCCCGUGCAUUAGCCGAAAAUUCCGGUGUUAAGCCUACAGAAGUAAUUUCUAACUUAUACGCCGAUCAUCAAGAAGGGAAAGUAAACGUGGGAUUUGACGCAGAGGUGGAAGGAACAUCAGUGAAAGAUGUCAGCGAGAACAUAUUAGAUCUCUAUCUUACAAAAUAUUGGGCCAUUAAGUAUGCAACAAAUGCGGCAUGCACCAUUCUCAAAGUUGAUCAAAUAAUCAUGGCCAAGCCGGCCGGAGGACCAAAACCCAAAUCUGACGGAGGCGACUGGGAUCAAGAUUAAGCGUUUCUAACACUAGAGAAGUGUCGCAACAACUGUUACCAAUUUAAUUACUUUGCAAAAUCCAGAAGGAACAUAAUUGUUUUAUUUAAUUCAUUAAUUGCAUUCAUCAUUAAUCAAUUUUAAGACCAGUCGUUUCUUCUGUUUCUUUUCCACACACGGUUGCUCCCGCUGCGGAAGGCUGCCUCGGAAAUAUGCUUCGUUCCACCAAUGAAAUGUUGCGUAGCAGCCAAGAAAGCAAAAAAGAAAAAGAAUGUAAAAUGUUUCGCCUUUGUUGUUUUGUAUUGCGGUUGUAUGGUGUUGAGAUAAUUAACUUUUUUACAAAUUAAAAUCUUAAAUUUGCUUAUA
Molecule: messenger RNA, 2056 nt
Organism: Centruroides sculpturatus (bark scorpion)
Lineage: Eukaryota; Metazoa; Arthropoda; Arachnida; Scorpiones; Buthidae
Gene: CCT8
Product: T-complex protein 1 subunit theta-like
Exons: 17
Coding region: 77-1711 (544 amino acids)
Biological process (GO): protein folding
Cellular component (GO): chaperonin-containing T-complex
Molecular function (GO): ATP hydrolysis activity; ATP-dependent protein folding chaperone; ATP binding
Source: RefSeq, a predicted model, not a curated record